AUGACCUGUGUGGCAAUUUGUGCCACAAAGCCAAAGGACUGGUCUCCAUUUCAGAAGAGUCACUCCUUGUCAGAAGUCCACAUUGAGCAGUACUUUGGACAGCUCCGCAGUCAGUAUAAUGACAGUGAUCUCACACCAAGAGGCUACUUCAAUGCGGCUGCAAGGGUGGCAAGGAAGACAGCCAAGAAGCGGGUGAAGGAGCCAAAUGACCUGGUCGAGGAAGAGCCCCUGUCGCCCGAUCAGCUUCGAUCCUGUGCAAGAAAUGCUUUGGCGGCCGCUUUGCACUUGGUGUCUGAGUGCAGUGGUGUGCCGAAGGAGCAACUUGAGAAGUCAUACCGGUGUGAAAGCAUUGGGGAGUUCUUUGAGGUUGCUGAUGAUGAAGCAGAUGACCUCCUAGAGGAUGCCAUUCCAGACUCGGUGCAGGCGAUCCAAGAUGGACAUGAAAAAGGCCAUGAAAUUGAGACGGUCUUGAAUGAAAUCACAUCUGUUGCCACUCAAGAGUUUGCACAAUGUGAUCCAGAUGACCCAGAGGAGCUUCUCCGAGAGAAUGCAGAUGGCAUCUCAAGACCUCAAGACACUGAUGCAAGGACUAUGGAGCACCAGCUGAAGGAGAUGCGGCUGCAAGAAGAAGAUGGUGAAGGAAUGCUGGCGGGGCAGAAGGGCAGCCGGGCCUCCAAGUGGAUUGUGCGAUCAUUGAAGGCCAAGAAGGAUGGGUCCGACGAGACAGAUAAGAUGGGAAACGUGAUCGUUCUGAACAUGGGACCAGAUCAAGUGCCUACAGUGGCGCUGGUAAUGACGGUGUUUCCUGUUGCGAAAAAGCCACGACCCUGCGCUCAGCCUGUGCCGCUCUCCCACAUCAAAAGCUUCCGGGCCGUCCAACUCAAGGGAAAGGAGGAGAAUGGCAAGAUCGUCUUUGAACCUACCUCGAAUUCUUGGAUAUUUUCGUCUUCACAUGUCCUAGCUAUUUUGGACAUUGAUGCUUCGCUGUCGGAUGUGGCCUCUGGAAGGUUGACUCUGACUCCAGAGUCCCUGGAUGUUUUUGCCGAAGUGCAAUCCGAGAACAAGCCAGAAGUGGAACCUUCUUCUCCAAAGCGACGGCGGAAGACUUCAUCCAAGAUCAAUUUCAGCAAGGUCUUCAAAGGCUUCCAUCGCGCAGCAAAGACUCUCAUGAAGAAGGCUGAGAAGGAAUCGAGUGCUCAGCCAGAGUCCAUCAAGCCGCAAGAUAUCAGGAGAUCGGAAGCAGGCCGAAAGAAGAUCAAAAGCAUCCUCGUCAAAAUGGCCAGUUUGGACCAGCUUCACUUUGCAAACCCGGCCUUUGAUGCAAAGACGCAGAUGUGCAAAAUCAAGACGAUCAGUGAACAGUACUCCUUUGCGGACUUUGUGAACCAAGCUCCAGCGUACUACCAAUUCAAAUUCUUUGACAAAAGAAAAGGUGACAGCUAUGGUGCAGCGGUUUGCGCAGAGUUGGGGAGCGCUUUGGAUGAGAUGAGAAAUGGAAAGCCCAGCCGCACAAAAUGGUUGGCUCUCAUCAGUGAUGUUCGCUCUGCAAAGAUUGACAAUGAGAUUGCGAU
Messenger RNA from Durusdinium trenchii, 1571 nucleotides. The record is from the annotation of a GenBank genome assembly. NCBI's taxonomy places the organism in Eukaryota, Dinophyceae, Suessiales, Symbiodiniaceae.